UGCUCACCGCGACUUCCCGCGCAGGGCCCGGCCGGACCAGGACGCGCGUCCUCAGCGGCGCUGGAGGAUGCGGCCCCGGUGCCGGGCAGCAGCAGCGGGAAGCCGGGUGCCCUGCAGGUCAGCGUUGGAGUAGCUGGGGCCCUGGAGGGCUUGAAGCCUUCACAGUGAUGGCGGAGAAGCGGCCACUGGGGACCCUGGGGCCUGUGAUGUAUGGGAAGCUGCCCCGCCUAGAGGCAGACUCCGGGCCCGGCCACAGCCUACCCCCCUCUUCUGGUAACCAGGACCCCUGCAGCUACAAGGGUGCCUACUUCUCCUGCCCCAUGGGGGCUCCUCCUAAGACAGGGUCUGAGCGAUUGGCUUCCUGGACCCCAUACCCACCCUUGUACCCUACCAACAUGGCAGGACCCCCACUCCGAGCAAACAGUCUUCUGACCAGCUGCCUGCUCUACCGCCCGCCCACAGAAAGUUCUGAGAAGGUGCAGGACGCUGGCCCUGUCGAGCUCCUGCCCUUUGGUCCCCAGUCUCACUCCUACCCAGGUCCCCCACUGGCAGCACCCAAACCUGUCUACCGUAGCCCCCUGUGUUACAGGCUCUCGACUUGCCUGGGAGAGGGGGCACCGAAGAAGCCUCUAGAUGUUGACUGGACGCUGGUGACCGGAUCCUUGUUACCACCAGUGGACCCAUCUUGUUCUCUGCCCCCAGCCUCUGGCAAGGGCCAGUUCCUGGAUGGCACCUUCUUGCGUGGGGUGCCAGCUGGGGCGUCUGACAAAGACUCCUCGGCGAGCUUCUCCCCCUGCCAGGCCUUCUUGGAGAAGUACCGGGCCCUCCACAGCACAGGCUUCCUGGCCUCGAAGUACGCGAGUCCUUACUCUGGGGACCCCAAGCAGGUGUUGUCCGAGGGCCCCCCGAGUCCUUGGACCCAGCUGGCCCAACCUCUAGGACCAACCUGCCAGGACGCAGUGCCCCCUCACUAUCCGCUGCCCCACCCCACACAGCCCGUGCCUUGCUUGCCAGCCUGUCGCCACCCAGAGAAGCCGGGCAGCUAUGGCUCAGUGCUCCCACUGCAGCCACUGGGAGCCCCCAAGGGGGCUGGGUACCCGGCUGGUGGGCUGAACAGCCCCUACCUGAGGCAGCAGGCCGUUCAGACACCCUGUAUGCCCCCUGUGGGGCUGGACACUUACGCCUACCCCUCCGCUCCCCUCCCAGCACCUUCGCCAGGCCUCAAGCUGGAGCCACCUCUCACCCCACGCUGCCCACUGGACUUUGCCCCCCAAACGCUGGGCUUCCCCUAUGCCCGGGAGGACCUCUCUCUCUAUGGAGCAUCCCCAGGGCUUGGAGGGACGCCACCUUCCCAGAACAAUGUGCAGGCCUUGCCAAAGCCCGGGGCCUUCCAGCGGGCAUGCCAGCCUCUGCCUGCCAGCCGGCCAUGCUCAGAGCUCACGAGGCCUGCAGAGAAGCCCGUGCAGGAAGCCGAGGAGAAGAUGUGGCUGCCCAGCUGCAGAAAGGAGCAUCCCCAGCCGCAGCCGCAGGCCAAGCCCCAGCCCCGGCCCGAUGAGCACCCCGGGGCACCCAUUGUCAUCGGAGAUAGUCCAGUUCCGCGCACCCCACCGCCGCUCCCACCCUGUGCCCAGGAGCGCCAGUCUCUGCCACAGAAUGAGGGCUCACUGCCCCCCAGCUCUCCACCCAUGCCGGUCAUCGACAAUGUCUUCAGCCUGGCCCCCUACCGUGACUACCUGGACGUGCCAGCACCUGAGGCCCCAGCUGAGCCUGAACCGGCCCCAGCCCCCAGCGAGAGCCACGACAAAGACUAUGGAAGGCCCCUACCUGCCCAGGAAGCCCCCUCCAGUGAGCACCCCUCACAUAAGGAGGAGGUGGCUCUGGACUUGAGUGUGAAGAAGACCGCCGCCGAGGCCUCCCCCACCAAGGUCCCUCAUCCCAUGGGACGUGCCAAGCCCACCCCAGCCGUGGAUUUGCUGGCCGCAGGAAGCAAUGUCUCCAACGUGCCAGGUACGGGGGACAUGGUCUCCAAUCCGCAGGGCCUGCCAAAGGCAGUCACAGAGGUGUCAGAACCACCUGGGGUGCCAGUGACCACAGAGGCCACCCCAAGGACCAACUUCCACAGCUCGGUGGCCUUCAUGUUUCGAAAGUUCAAGAUCAUCCGGCCAGCACCCUUGCCUGCAGCUGUGGUCCCCGCCGUGCCCACCUUGGCCCCUGCCCCGGCCCAGCCCGCACCCACCCCGACUCCCACCCCCGUGCCCCCUGGACUACAGAUGCUCACCCAGCCCUUGCCCGUGGCCUGCUUCGGCCUGACACUGCCGAGCCCUCCAGCUGUAGCCAUGGCCUCCCCCGCCUCCGUGCCUGCCCCAGCUCCAUCGCCCGCACCAGCUCCGGCUCCGGCUCCGGCUCCCGCUCCAGUUGCUGGCCCCUCCCCAGCUUCUACCCCCGCCACGGCCGACUCCUCAGAGCAGCACUUCGCAGGACUGCAUGCAUCCUUGUGUGAUGCCAUCUCGGGCUCUGUGGCCCACUCCCCACCUGAAAAGCUGCGCGAGUGGCUCGAGACGUCUGGGCCCUGGGGCCGGGCGGCGUGGCAGGACUGCCAGGGCGUGCAGGGGCUGCUGGGCAAGCUGCUGUCGCAGCUGCAGAGCUUUGUGUGCACGCAGCAGUGCCCCUUCCCCCACGUGGUGAGGGCCGGGGCCAUCUUCGUCCCCAUCCACCUGGUGAAGGAGCGGCUGUUCCCGCGGCUGCCGCCUGCCUCCGUGGACCACGUGCUGCAGGAGCACCGUGUGGAACUGCGGCCCACCACACUGUCGGAGGAGCGGGCCCUGCGGGAGCGUGCCCUGCACGGCUGCACCUCACGCAUGCUGAAGCUGCUGGCACUGCGCCAGCUGCCUGACAUCUACCCGGACCUGCUGGGCCUGCAGUGGCGAGACUGCGUCCGCCGCCAACUGGGUGACUUUAACACCAAGCCUGGAUCAGUGCCCUCUUCGGAAUCCACCGUGGCCAGAGAGGAGCCAGGGAGCCUAGACCUGACUUGGAAGUCAGCUGCCCCCAAAGCCAAAAAGCCAGGGAGGAAGCCACCGACCCCUGGCCCAGAGAAAGCGGAGGCGACUGCUGUGGGGGGGUCACGAGGUGCCUCCCCCACCCCUGCUGCUGGCGCCACGGUGAAGGCACGCUUCCGCAGCCUGCUUGAAUCUGCCUGGCUCGAUGGCCUGGCACUGCCCACUUGGGGCCACAAGGCCUCGGGACCGGACCGGACCGCACCACGCCCGCAGCUGUUGGGCAGCCAGAGCCACCAGCUGUAGCCUUAGGUCACCACUGCUGUUUGGAGAUCUGUGGAUCGCUCUAAGCCCUGCUUCUGCCGUUCCAGCUACUGAGGGCCAGGAGUGGACACGGCCUUGCGGUUUUUCCAGCCCUUACCCUGCUCGCCACCCCUCACCCCGGGCUGGGCUGAGAGCCCCUGAACUUUUAACUUGAGGGUGUUUAUCAGAAAGGAUAUUUCCUAUUAGAGAAAAGAUGUGGGCCUUGGAGCACAACAGACUUGGGCUCGAGUCCUGGCUCCUGUUCCUGGCUGUGUAACCGGGCAGGCCCCUGCCUCUCUUGUGCCCACGGUUCUCCAUUUGUAAAAUAGCACAACACAGCCUACCUCACAGGGUUGUUGUGGAGUGAUGCCCGACACACACCCAGCACGGUUUGCUCUCUGCUUCCUGCCCCAGAACAGGAGACGGGAGCUCGGCUGGGGCCUUCCUCUAGAAAGUCCUUGUGUGGCAUCUUAGAGUGGUCCCUUGUCCAGUGUAUGUGGCACACACUUUCUAGAGUCAUUUCCGAGGGAACCUUAGAGCUGCAGCCCCAGCGUUCAGGAUUUGACCCUAAUCCCCCAGUCGGGAGCUCCCUGAGGGAGCCCCUCCCCUUCCACAGGGGCAUAGGGAUACAGCCCGGGGCUGGCAUCCUUGUCCUGCUGCUUUCACCCCUGGGAGCCCUGGCCUCUGAUGAACUGACCCAGUGACUUCCCUGCGCUGCUGCUGUGACCUGGUGCGUUUUCCCAAGGAAGUUGUGUGUUUGCAGGAAGCCAAGCAGCUACAGGGACUCAGGGACUAAAAGGGACAGGCUGAGUGACAGCUCAGCCCUGGAAGUCUCCGAAGAUGUCAACUAAGUAAGGACUUUGGCCCUCCCCACACCAGGGUCCCAGCAGCCACUCCUGCUGUGGGUUAGCUCCUUGCAGAGUGCUGAACUGAGCCAGAGGCUGGCAGGUUGGGCCUCUGGCCUAGUUAAGGUUUGUAAUAGGGCUGUGGGCCCUGGAGAGAGGCCA
Budorcas taxicolor (takin) is the source of this 4306-nucleotide messenger RNA. RefSeq names its product chromosome 21 C15orf39 homolog (gene PRMT2IP). Lineage: Eukaryota; Metazoa; Chordata; Mammalia; Artiodactyla; Bovidae. The record is from RefSeq and is a predicted model, not a curated record. The coding region runs from base 168 to 3302 and encodes 1044 amino acids. The transcript is spliced from 3 exons.